GUCUCACCGGACACCGCUGCUACUCGCGAGACGACGCACACGCGCUCUCUUCCAAUCAUGAUAAUAUAAUAAUAUUGUUGACGAAAAACAUUUUUUCAUCACUUCAUUUCAUUAAAUUUUAUUUUAUUUUUAUUAUUUUUUAUUUUUUUGAUUUCGUACGAUCGAUUUAAAUCGCACACACCGCACAACAGUACUCUUCGUGUACAUUAUACAUUAGGAUGGAUAUUAUCACGUAAUACGUCCGGAAUACAUACGAGUAUAUGGUUGUAUAUUAUUGUACGCGUAUAAUUUCGUCAUGCAUCACGCCACGCGCACGUAGUACAUGUAAUUUUUAAAUUUGAACCAUUGCUGACCUCGUGGACAUCGUCACUGUAUUAUAAUAUCGCACCGCCGUCGUUUAUCGAGAGCGACGACGCGUGUACCGUUUAACCGGCAGCGAAAGGUGUACGGAUAAUAUAAUUUCAUAAUUGUCGACAUUUAAUAUAUUUUAUUUUGUCGCGAUACGACGACGACGUCCGCCGAGUGAUUGUAUUAUUAUUGUCGCUGUGCUCGGUUGCCGUCUACGUGGCGCGGUCCCGGAAAGGAACACCGAGCGAGCACUGGGCCGCGUUGCUCGCGUACAGCCGGCGCCGGACGUACUGAUCGUCGGUCGAGACGCGCGCGGUACGCCGGGCCGCUAGUGGGGACUCGCCGCACGGGAAAUCACGUGGCUCGCUGCCGGCGGAACACGUUUGUACACAAAUAUCGCGGUGCGUGCGCGAGUACGUUCCGCGUUUUCGCCAUCAUCGGUCCGAGCGACAUCCGAUCGGCGGCGACAGCGGCUGUAUGCGACUAUGGUGAUUGUAGCGCUGCAGCUGUGUCGCACAUGAACGCGACAACCACGUCCGGCCGGAAGCGCACUCGUGCCGCGACCGACCGUGCUGACGCUGACAGAAAUACCCGCGAAACGGACAGAAACUACAUACGCCCACGUGUUUCAGAUCCUUUCCCCGAAAUGCCGGCCAGCAGACAUCAUCAUCACCACCAUCAUCAACAGCAGCAACAGCAGCAGCACGUCCAGGUGGUCACUUCCACGGCGGCGGUGGUGCAGGCGGCGCAGCAGUCCGUCAAGGAGAAGCAACGGUUGUGCACCAACUGCAAAAACCAUGGGCUCCGCAAGGUGUGGAAGAAGCACAAGCGGUACUGCAAGUACCGGGACUGCCCUUGUCCCAAGUGUAUGAAGACGGCGGCGACGCGCAAGAACUGCGCCGAGCAAACCGCCAAGCGACGGGCUCGGCAGGAGGACGAGCAGCGCGAACAAGAACUCCAGCUAAACCCGUCCAACUUCAUGGACGAGCGUCCCGUGCCGUAUCAGCCGGACGCCACCACGCCCCAGUCCUGCAGCAGACGGAACAUGAGCGAGUCCUCGCAGGUAGCUCGGUCGUCCACGCCCAAGGGUACGAUGUCUCCCAGGACGUCCGAUUUCGACGACAACAGUUCGUCCAUAGACAUCGUCAACGGCCGCGACGGCGUUCUCGGCGAAUGCAUAAUCGUAGACAGCAGGGACGACACCGUUGACGAUCGUGGUAAUCAUCUGGCCGACGACGUAGACAAAAAAGACAUCGACGCAGAUUCCAGACCCAGGAUUAUGAGUAACCAAAUCGAACACGUCAAGUCUAUACUGAAGGAGCUGGUUGGUCGCACCAAAGAUUUUCAAAACUUAAAUGCAUUCCGUCUGUUCGUAUUGCAACACAACACGUACGACGUGGACAAAGCGACCAUGUUAAUUAAACGAGGUGUACGUAGUAAACUAUUGAAUCAAAUUAAAUUUGUACGCAGAAUACUCAUUUUGAGCGCGACUUUUUUUUUUAAAGAUGCAAUAAUUAUUUACAAAAAUAUGUCAACGAUAAAUUACCUCUGAGUCGCGCCAAUAUCAAACAUUAAUAUUAAAAUAUUUUAUUGAUUAUUAUUUAUCAUACAUCAACAAUUAUUUUUAUUAUGAAAUACAUAUUUUUUAUUUAAUUUAAACAAGACGGUCGUGUGUGACGCGACGUUUUAAGAGUAACUUCGAUGACGAAAACGGGCUUUUACAAGUAUCUACAUUAUUUAACGUUUAACUUAAAUUCCGGCCUCCAUACGGCCAAACGUAAAAAUACUCUUAAUUAAAUUAACGUGUAUUACGAUCGAGUCGGUUCGUGUCGAUUGCGGACCUCGAUUCUCGUACCAUACACAGUCUCAUUUAUAUGCCUCUAUUUUAAGUACCGUACGGAAUUGUACAAUCGUAUUUGUUUUUGGUUUUGAUUCAAUGGAAGAUUAUUAGAAAAGGAUCGGUGUGUUGUGAAAGGUUUGGGUGUUAAUUGCAGAACUUGAUAGUGUGUUUCCUUGGAUUUGACCCACGGUAAACACACCGGACAAUGACGCAAACGGGAUGGUUAUAUAUAUAUAUAUAUAUAUAUAUAUAUAUAUAUAUACGAUAUACAUAUAUACAUAUAUGUAUAUAUAUAUAUAUAUAAUAUCAUCAUUAUUAUGUUAUUACUAUUACUUGCUAUUACUCGCCUUUUUUUGUCAUUGUCAUUGACGCAUAAAGAGUGUUUUCACCGGUCAACCCACCAGAUAUCCAGCCAGAGGCUGUGCAGAAAGUCCGAUUGUCAAAUACACGCUGACACAAAUGUACACCGUGUGCCAGCUGCGCUGCAAAAGUGCGCCCGCCGCGUGUGACCGUUUAUUGUGUGCGUGUGCGUGCGAGUGUGUGUGCGUUUGUGUGUUAAUAAAAUAUAUGCGCGUUCCGAUUAAGUAUGUGCCACUGGCAGCAGCCCAUAUCAAGCUAAGACAUAUUACUGUUAUACUGUAUAUAGAUGAUGAUAUUUAAUUUUCUCGGUCCCUUGUAAUAAUAAUAGGUAUAUUAAAUAAUACUUAAUAUAUUACGUUCAUUUGAAUAUUUA
Rhopalosiphum maidis (corn leaf aphid) is the source of this 2921-nucleotide messenger RNA. RefSeq lists its product as uncharacterized. The coding region runs from base 866 to 1900 and encodes 344 amino acids. Gene Ontology annotation, cellular component: nucleus. The transcript has 3 exons. Gene Ontology annotation, biological process: regulation of transcription by RNA polymerase II; sex differentiation. Gene Ontology annotation, molecular function: RNA polymerase II cis-regulatory region sequence-specific DNA binding; DNA-binding transcription factor activity, RNA polymerase II-specific. The record is from RefSeq and is a predicted model, not a curated record. Lineage: Eukaryota; Metazoa; Arthropoda; Insecta; Hemiptera; Aphididae.